This is a messenger RNA of Pteropus alecto (black flying fox), 7272 nucleotides long. It is a transcript of the gene LTBP2, whose product is annotated as latent transforming growth factor beta binding protein 2. NCBI's taxonomy places the organism in Eukaryota, Metazoa, Chordata, Mammalia, Chiroptera, Pteropodidae. The transcript has 35 exons. Gene Ontology annotation, molecular function: calcium ion binding. The record is from RefSeq and is a predicted model, not a curated record. The coding region runs from base 776 to 6103 and encodes 1775 amino acids.
CACCCGGGCGGACGUCCCAGUGGCCAGGGCGGAAAGCCAAGGGGCUGGACGUCCCUAAGGUCUGUCUCUGUCACGCUGUUCUUGGUACUACUACUGGCCUCUUUCAGACCUUAGAGGCUGCAGCCUUGGUCAUUCAACCCGGAGUUUGUCCCAGAGGUCAGUGGCGGGAGAUAAAUUUGGGACAGGUCGGCAUUUCGAGCUUUCCCAGGACAGGAGAAAACUGGCUCAGGUGCCGUUGUCCCGGCAGGCGGCAUCUCCUUCACCGUACCUCGGGUCCGCCCUGCGCCUCCCCCAGCUCCUCACGGGUUAACACCCCUCGCCGCCCGCUCGCUUCCCGGUGCCAAAGUGGGUGUUGCUGGAAUUCCUCUCUCCCUCUCCCGUAAUGAGGGGGCUGAGCUGUCCCUCCGAGGAGGGGGCAUGGUGUGGAUAAAAGAGACGAAAAAACAAGGAGAGGUUUCCAAAAAUAAAACCCUCCGGCUCCCCUUCAGAAGGCUACAGCGACGCGGAGAAGGCGCGAAGGUGCGGCAGCGGCGCGCGCCCAGCUGGAGACCAAGCGCGACUCCAGGCGCAGGGCGCACAGUCCCCCAUCUCUCUCGCCGCCCAGUCCUCGCUUCGGGGAGAACCCGGCCUGCAGUCUGACUCGGGGUCCCCCUAGACGAGGAGAAGCGGGCCGCCAGAAGGGGGCCUGAGCGCAGUCCGCGGGCGGCGGUCCGCACAGACUGCCCUUCCCGGGACGGUGCCCCGCGCGCACAGCUCUCACGCGGCCUCCGGCGCCAUGAGGCCGCCGACCACCGCCCCCUGCCCCGGGCACGCCCUGCGUACCCCCUGGAGGAGCUUUCUGCCUCUCACCCUGGCUCUCUUCGUGGGCAUGGGUCAUGCUCAGAGGGACCCGGUGGGAAGAUACGAGCCGGCUGGCAGGGACGCGAAUCGGCUGUGGCGCCCCGGGGACAGCCACCCUACAGGGGCCGCAGCCAAGGUGUACAGUCUGUUCCGGGAGCAGGACGCGUCUGUCCCAGGCUCGCCGCCCGCAGAGCAGUUUCAACCCGGCUGGGGGAGCUCCAGGAGGCCCGCUGAGGCGGAGGCCAGGAGGCCGCCCCGCGCGCAGCAGCCGCGUCGAGUACAGCCACCUGCGCAGACAUGGAGAAGCCAUCUCUUGGGCCAUCAACAGCCUGCACUCCGGGCCCGGGCCGCCUUGGCUCUCCCGCGCCUCGGGUCCCUGCAGCGAUCCCGGGCUGCGCCCCAAACCCCGCCGCGAGGGCGACUCACGGGAAGGAACGUCUGCGGCGGACGGUGCUGCCCAGGAUGGACGACAGCAAACAGCACCAACCACUGUAUCAAACCCGUGUGCCAGCCACCGUGCCAGAAUCGGGGCUCCUGCAGCCGGCCCCAGCUCUGCGUGUGCCGCUCUGGCUUCCGCGGAGUCCGCUGUGAGGAGGUCAUCCCCGAGGAGGAAUUUGACCCCCAGAACUCCAGGCCAGCACCUCGACGUUCAGUAGAGGGUUCACCCAACCUGCGGAGGAGCAGCCCAGCCAGAGAGAGCACUGUGGCCAGAACGCAGCCACUGGCACCACAGGCCAGGACCCUGAGUGAACUCAGCCAGACCCACGUCUCCCAGCAGCGCGUCGGGCCGUCCCGGACCGUCCGACUUUACCCGGCCACCUCAGCCAGUGGCCAGCUGACUUCCAAUGCCCUGCCCGCGGGCCCAGGCCUUGAGCAGAGGGAUGGCGCCCAGCAGGCAGCAUAUCUGGACCACUUGUCAUCCCCUUGGGGGCUGAACCUCACGGAGAAAAUCAAGAAGAUCAAGAUCGUCUUCACUCCUACCAUCUGCAAGCAGACCUGUGCCCAUGGGCACUGUGCCAACAGCUGUGAGCGUGGCGACACUACCACCCUGUACAGCCAGGGCGGUCACGGGCAUGACCCCAAGUCUGGCUUCCGCAUCUAUUUCUGCCAGAUCCCUUGCUUGAAUGGAGGCCGCUGCAUCGGCAGGGACGAGUGCUGGUGCCCCGCCAACUCCACCGGGAAGUUCUGUCAUCUGCCCGCCCCAAAGCUGGAAAGGGAGUCUCCGGAGAGGGACUCCCACCACAGGGCCUCAGUGGAAGUCCCCUUGAGGCAGUCCACCUUCACUCUGCCUCUCUCCAACCAGCUGGUCUCUGUGAACCCCUCCUUGGUGAAGGUGCACAUUCACCACCCGCCCGAGGCUUCCGUGCAGGUCCACCAGGUGGCACGGGUGCGGGGCGAGGCUGAGGAGGCGGCGGAGGAGAACAGUGUGGAGACCAGACCCUUGCCCCAGCUCCCCGCCAGCCCUGGCCACAGCUACUGGGACAGCAACAGCAUCCCUUCUCGACCUGGAGAGGCCCCUCGGCCACUGCCCCCAGCAGCUCCCAGGCCUCGGGGACUGCUGGGACGGUGUUACCUGAGCUCUGUGAAUGGCCAGUGUGCCAACCCCCUGCUAGAGCUGACUGCCCAAGAGGACUGCUGUGGCAGUGUGGGAGCCUUCUGGGGGGUGACCUUGUGUGCCCCAUGCCCACCCAGACCAGCUUCUCCAGUGAUUGAAAAUGGCCAGCUGGAGUGUCCCCAGGGCUACAAAAGGCUGAACCUCACUCACUGUCAAGAUGUCAACGAGUGCUUGACCCUGGGCCUGUGCAAGGACUCGGAGUGCGUGAACACUCGGGGCAGCUACCUGUGCACCUGCAGGCCUGGCCUCAUGCUGGACCCGUCAAGGAGCCGCUGUGUGUCGGACAAGGCUGUUUCCAUGCAGCAAGGGCUGUGCUACCGGUCACUGGGGCCUGGCACCUGUGCCCUGCCUUUGGCCCAGAGGAUCACCAAGCAGAUAUGCUGCUGUAGCCGAGUGGGCAAAGCAUGGGGCAGCAAGUGUGAGAAAUGCCCCCUGCCUGGCACAGAGGCCUUCAGGGAGAUCUGCCCUGCCGGCCAUGGCUACACCUACUCAAGCUCAGACAUCCGCCUGACCGUGAGGAAAGCCGAGGAGGAGGAACUGGCCAGGCCCUUGAGGGAGCAAGAACAGAAGAGCAAUUGGACCCUGCCCAGGCCAGCGGAGAGGCAACCGCUCCGGGCGGCCACCGGCACCUGGCUGGAGGCCGGGACCAUCCCUGACAAGGGUGACUCUCAAGCUGGCCAGGUCACAGCUAUUGUCACUCAAGAACCUACCUGGGUCCCAGGAGAUGCCACAGGAAGACCAACACCUCCACUGCCUGAACAGGGGACUCCAAAGACCUGGGAAGAAGUGCAAGCGACUACCCCCAUAGAUGUGCUGGUGACCCCGGGUCCCCCAGAUAUUGACAGAUGUGCCACUGGAGCCACCAACAUCUGUGGCCCUGGAACCUGUGUGAACCUCCCAGAUGGGUACAGAUGCAUCUGCAGCCCCGGCUACCGGCUGCACCCCAGCCAAGCCUACUGCACAGACAUAGACGAGUGUGAGCAGCCAGAGGCAUGCCACGGAGGGCAGUGCAUCAACACAGAGGGUUCGUACCACUGCAAAUGUGACAAGGGCUACAUCAUGGUCAGGAAAGGGCACUGCCAAGAUAUCGAUGAAUGCCGUCACCCUGACACCUGCCCCGAUGGAAGAUGCGUCAACUCCCCUGGCUCCUACACUUGCCUGGCCUGCGAGGAGGGCUACAGGGGCCAGAGCGGGAGCUGUGUAGAUGUGAAUGAGUGUCUGACUCCCGGGGUCUGUGCUCAUGGAAGAUGCAUCAACCUGGAGGGCUCCUUUAGAUGCUCUUGUGAGCAGGGCUACGAGGUCACCUCGGAUGAGAAAGGCUGCCAAGAUGUCAACGAGUGUGCCAGCAGGGCCUCGUGCCCCACGGGUCUCUGUCUCAACACUGAGGGCUCCUUCGCCUGCUCAGCCUGUGACAGUGGGUACUGGGUGAAUGAAGACGGCACUGCCUGUGAAGACCUAGAUGAAUGUGCCUUUCCUGGAGUCUGCCCCUCAGGCAUCUGCACCAACACUGCCGGCUCAUUCUCCUGCAGGGACUGCGACCAGGGUUAUCGGCCCAGCCCCUUGGGCCACACCUGUGAAGAUGUGGAUGAGUGUGAAGACCCCCAGAGCAGCUGCAUAGGAGGCGAGUGUAAAAACAUGGCUGGCUCCUACCAGUGCCUCUGUCCCCAGGGCUUCCAGCUGGCCAAUGACACCGUGUGUGAGGACGUGGACGAGUGCAUGGGAGAGGAGUACUGCGCACCCCACGGGGAGUGCCUCAACAGCCACGGGUCCUUCUUCUGUCUUUGUGCACCAGGCUUUGCCAGCGCAGAAGGCGGCACCAGCUGCCAGGAUGUGGACGAGUGUGCAGUCACAGACCGGUGUCAAGGAGGGCACUGUGUCAACACCGAAGGCUCCUUCAACUGUCUGUGUGAAACUGGCUUCCAGCCGUCCCCAGAGAGCGGGGAGUGUGUGGACAUUGAUGAGUGUGAGGACUACGGAGAUGGAGACCCGGUGUGCGGGGCCUGGAGGUGUGAGAACAGCCCUGGCUCCUACCGCUGUGUCCUGGGCUGCCAGCUUGGCUUCCACAUGGCCCCUACUGGAGACUGCAUUGACAUAGAUGAGUGUGCCAACGACACUGUGUGUGGGAGCCACGGCUUCUGUGACAACACUGAGGGAUCCUUCCGCUGCCUCUGUGACCAGGGCUUUGAGACCUCGUCCUCUGGCUGGGAUUGUGUUGACGUGAAUGAGUGUGAGCUCAUGCUGGCGGUGUGUGGGGCGGCGCUCUGUGAAAAUGUGGAGGGCUCCUUCCUAUGCCUCUGUGCCAGCGACCUGGAGGAGUAUGAUGCUCAGGAGGGGAGCUGCCGCCCACGGGUGGCCGGAGGUCAGAGUAUCCCUGAGGCCCCGCCAGGGGACCGCCUCGCAGGCCCCAUCCGCAUGGAAUGCUACUCUGGGCAUGAGGGCCAGCUGCCCUGCUCCAGGCUCCUCAGCCAGAACACUACACAGGCCGAGUGCUGCUGCACCCAGGGUGCCAGCUGGGGAGAAGCCUGUGACCUCUGCCCAGCUGAGGACUCAGUUGAAUUCAGCGAGAUCUGCCCUAGUGGAAAAGGUUACAUCCCUGUGGAAGGAGCCUGGACAUUUGGACAGACCAUGUACACAGACGCUGACGAGUGUGUGAUGUUCGGGCCUGGUCUCUGCCAGAAUGGACGGUGCCUCAACACGGUACCUGGCUACAUCUGCCUGUGCAAUCCUGGCUACCACUACGAUGCCACCCGCAGGAAGUGUGAGGAUCACGAUGAGUGCCAGGACAUGGCCUGUGAAAAUGGCGAGUGUGUGAACACAAAAGGCUCUUUCCACUGCUUCUGUAGCCCACCCCUCACCCUGGACCUCAGCCAGCAGCGCUGUGUAAACAGCACCAGCAGCAUUGAGGACCUGCCUGACCACGACAUCCACAUGGACAUCUGCUGGAAAAAAGUCACCAAUUAUGUGUGCAGCCAACCUCUGCAUGGGCACCGCACCACUUACACAGAAUGCUGCUGCCAGGACGGUGAGGCCUGGAGCCAGCAGUGUGCUCUGUGCCCUCCCAGGAGCUCUGAGGUCUAUGCUCAGCUGUGCAAUGUGGCCCGGAUCGAAGCAGAGCGGGAGGCUGGGGUCCACUUCCGGCCAGGCUAUGAGUAUGGCCCCGGGCCUGAGGACCUGCACUACAGCCUCUAUGGCCCAGAUGGGGCACCAUUCUACAACUACCUGGGCCCUGAGGAUGCCAUCCCUGAGCCACCCUUUCACAACACAGCCAGCCACCCAGGGGACCAUGCACCGAUCCUUGAGUCUCCCCUGCAGCCCUCAGAACUCCAGCCCCACUAUGUGGCCAGCCAUCCAGAACACGCAGCGGGUUUCGAAGGGCUUCAGGCAGAGGAGUGUGGCAUCCUGAAUGGCUGUGAGAAUGGACGCUGUGUGCGUGUGCAGGAAGGCUACACCUGUGACUGCUUUGAGGGAUUCCAGCUGGACAUGGCCCACAUGGCCUGUGUGGAUGUGAAUGAAUGUGAUGACUUAAAUGGGCCUGCUGCACUCUGCGCCCAUGGUCACUGUGAGAACACAGAGGGCUCCUACCGCUGCCACUGCUCCCCAGGUUAUGUGGCCGAGGCAGGCCCCCCGCACUGCAUCGCCAAGGAGUAGCAGUGAGGGGUCAGUGUGGGCAGCUACCUGGAAAUUGGCAUCAGGCGGGAGCCUUGAGGACUCUUUCCUAGCUGGGAAGACACCAUGAAGGCUUCAAGCAGGAGGCCCUGCAGCCCCACUCCCAGCCAGCUGUGCCUGCUUUUCAUCUCUCCCAGCUUAGGUUCUGGCUGUGAGCUUCUGUCACUGCCUCCAUGCUGCCAUGCCCUUGCUUGGCUCAAACACCACCAAAUGCUUUAAUACCAUGUCACUGGCCAUGAGGCCCAGUCCACCAUCUGUCCUGGCCUUGCUAUGGGAUGCUUACCAAAGGAUGGCCUUCAUCUUCCCUUCAAGCUGUGCAAACAUGCAAGGUCCUUCGGCCUCACUGUAGACACCCUGUUCCAGCCAUGAUGAUCAUCCCGAUGAUCUCAAAACUGGGUCAGAGGCUACACCUGUCCUGGGGUGGUACUUCAGAAUCUAUGGAGUAAAAAAGGAUUGGAGGAAGUCUGGGGAGUGACUCCAAUGCUCUUCCCCUAAGAACCAUCACUACCACUCAGCCAGUCUGGUCUAAACCAGAUUUUGCCACAUCUCCAUCCUGUAGCCACUUCUGUGUCCCCAGAGAGGGGCAGAAGAUCCCCUCGUCUCAGAGAAGAGAGACUGGUACUAGCUUGCUGAGGGUGAGACACACAAAUGAAGGGGAGCGAGGAGCCUAAGAAAGCAAGAGGGCAAUAUUAAAAAUAUAGGAUGUUGAUAAGGGGGAGCCAGGACUUUACACAAGCCUAAAGAAAAUCCUCAACAGCUUUGAGUAAACAUUCAAAAUCUAUCCAGCAAUAGUUCCUGUGCACCACAAGGGCUGCCGCAAGACAGGGUGCCCAUCUCCGAAAAUCUGUAUUAAAUACAUACUGGUCCUUACAGAAAACAAAAUCUCUCCUCGGCUCUCUUUUCGCAGACACUAGCUUGAUGUGCUAAAAAUAAAGAGUUCUAUUUUCUAGCUUGUGAAAUACAGUGUAGUCUUGUUUUAGGGGAAGCCAGAUUUCCUGUGUUGUUUGUCCUCUUUACUCAGAAUCCUCUGCCCUCUUCCCCUUCAUCAAAUGGCUGGCUGGCAUUCCUCUGAGUUUACAAGUGGAGACCUACUCCAACCUUGGCUAGAUGGGAGCUUAGAUCCACAAUGGAAUAAAAAAAUGUAUAUCUGG